Hippocampus zosterae (dwarf seahorse) is the source of this 2083-nucleotide messenger RNA. RefSeq names its product arrestin domain-containing protein 3-like. NCBI's taxonomy places the organism in Eukaryota, Metazoa, Chordata, Actinopteri, Syngnathiformes, Syngnathidae. The record is from RefSeq and is a predicted model, not a curated record. Bases 215 to 1141 code for a protein of 308 amino acids. Gene Ontology annotation, biological process: protein transport. The transcript has 7 exons. Gene Ontology annotation, cellular component: cytoplasm; plasma membrane.
ACGCAAAUUGUCGGGCGGGGCGUGGUGGGUUUAGUGUAACAAUACUAUCCGUUUGUUUUCUUUUGCUUAAUCUUUACUUUUUUUUCAUCUCACCAAAAGAAAGCUUGCCAUAUCCAAUCGCUCUCAACAAAUGACACGCCUUCCGGGAAACACGCACGAAGUGGUUGAUUUCUUGUACAAUUGUAACUUUUGAACUGGUUGGGUGGCGUGAACGAUGUUCGAGAAAACCUUUAAGGACUUUAACCUUAAUUUUAACGCUCUGAUUGAGAGCAACACCUUUUCGAGUGGAGAUCUGAUGACUGGGCAAAUUUCCUUCGAGCUCUCCAAGGUGACAAAGAUUCGAUCAAUCACAAUGUGUAUGUCGGGAAAGGCAGACGUCCACUGGUCCUACGGAAGCGGGAAACAUAGAAGGACGUAUCAUGCAAAGAUUGACUUUUUCAAUCUCAAAAGCAUGAUUUUGCAAGAAGGAGCUGUUGGGGGCCCCGCUCCUCUUCCUCCUGGCAGGCAUGUGUAUUCAUUUGCAUGUCAGAUCCCGCAAGGAGACUUUCCAUCCAGUUUCCGUGGGCCUUAUGGACAAAUCGUCUACAAUCUGACAGUGGCCAUUGACAGGCCGUGGCAUAUGUCAAAGGAUUUUGUGACACAGUUGAACUUUGUGCAUCAUGUUGAUUCCAAUCAGCCAGAGCUUAUGUCUCCGCUCUCAGGCUCCAACAGCAGCUCACUUAGUUGUAUCUCUGGUCCAAUCACAAUGACAGCCAGCGUGGGAAAAAAAGGCUUCACACGAGGUGAAACCAUCCGGAUCAUUUGCAACUUCAGUAACGCUUCAUCUCGUACGGUCACUCCGAAGGCCAAGCUGAAACAGAAGCAGAAAUACUACACACGUGAAGGGAUCCAGAGAAGGUUAAUUGUGAAAAAAUUGGACUCUGUGACUGGGCUGCCAAUCAGUGCUCACACCGAAGAAACACACACUGAGAUGAUGCUUACCAUUCCUGCCGAAUCAUCCCUCACCAUCUCCAACUGCAGCCUCCUUCACGUUGAGUAUGAAAUUGAGCUCAGCCUUUGUCAAAGAGCUUCCCCGGACCUCACCGUGCUGUUUCCCAUCGUACUUUGUGACACCCCUUUACGUCCACAUUAUGUAGACUAGCCUUUUGAGAAUACUUUUUAUCAGAUGGGGAUGCAGUACUUUUGAGUUUACAGUUCUGUGGUCUUGCCCUGUUACUGGAAAGGCCGUGUACCUCAAAGCUCUUCUCAUGAGGCUCGCCCAGUCUCAUUACCUCUUCCCUCUAGUUUUAUUACAUUAUGAACGAUGCAAACUUUGUAUUGAACAAACUUUGGGACUGCCCCAUAUAUGGUUUAAAGUAUUUUCAAGGUAUUACACUUUUAACAAUGUAUUUGCACAGCCCAAACUUUAGGGACACUUCAACUUGAUUGAAUGAGUCAAUAGAAGAGUUGUUCAAAAAGCAUUUGUUUACCAUUGUAACGGGGUUCGAUUUUUGAUUGAAGUUGUGUUUUUAAUGUUUGACCUUCUCCUCUCGUGCUGAAUAAGGUAUGUGAGGCAGAUGUGGUGACCAGUAGGCCACCAGUUCAAACUCCCAGAAAUCAAAAACACUUUUUUUGUGAUUCAUCCUGUCAUUUGAAGCGGACUAAAACAACAUCCCUGUUCUUCUUCUUCUUUGCACCAUUUUCCAUAUAGCAUGAAUGUGAUUUUGACUGAUUGAUAUAUAACAGGGAAGCUGCAUUUAUACUUUGAAUGUUUAGCCUCGAUGAAAUUAAUAUGGACCAUAUUCGUGAAUCUGACGCAGUCUUUGCGGUUUAAUUGGUAGUUUUACACUUUUUUUUUUACAAUUUCACAUACAUAUUAGUAAUAUGCAAAUAAAUACCCCCAAAUUUUAUUCUAAUAUUGCUGCACACAUUUUACUCUCACUCAUCACACUGCAGCGAUGCUUUUUUUUAAAAUGCAAUUGUCAUGGUUAUACUAUCACGUUGCCUCCCUUUUGAAAUGUGUUUGAUAAAUAAAGUGUCAUUCACGUUGCUAACAUAAGCGGGCAGUAUUUUUCAUUAAAUUACUGUCAUCGAUCCAUUCGAA